UAACAUAUAGCAUAUGACAAAGCAACGACCGCUUUAAUUCCGACAAAAGAGCUCUACGUAAGUACAAUAGCAAAGCGGUUCUGUAUUAUCUAAUAAUCUCCGGCGGCGGAAGACGGAGGAGAAAAAGAUGGAUCUAGAAAGCUUAGGUGGGCUGACUAUGCAUAUAAUCUUAUCCAAAUUAGCACCUCAAGAUGCUGCAUCAGUAGCUUGUGUUAGUAAGAGGUUUAGGAAUUGGGCUUCUGAUGAUUUGCUUUGGUCCAGAUUUUGUGCUGAUGAUCUUGACCUUUCUUCCCCACUUGACCCACUUGACAACCUCAUGCCUUCUUUCAAGGCAUCUUAUCAAACAUGGCGGGAAGCUUUUAAUCUUUACCCAUGGCCCUUGGUCACUCGAGUUAAAAGAUGUUGGGGCAGACUAAGAGACUGGCUAGCAAUGAAUUUCCCUGAAGUUUUGUCUACAUUGCGUAAAGGUGCAUCUGAGGAUGAAAUACAGGAGUUGGAGAAGAGUUUAAAAGUAAAGUUGCCUCUUCCUACUAGGGUUCUCUACCGGUUCUGUGAUGGUCAAGAACUGACAAGUGAGGAGUUCAGUGGAAGCGCGGCUGGGAGUUUGUUGGGCCUCAUAGGAGGCUACUCCUUUUAUGACCAUCUAGUGAAUGUAUCUUUGCUGCCUUUACAUCAGAUGAUAAUAGAAACUAAAGAAAUUAUCAGACAUCUCGGAUUUGGCAAUCGAUCUAAGUACAUCGUUGUAGCAGCCUCUUGCGGUUACAAUGAAAAGAUUUUCUUCCUCAACUGUUCCAAUGGUCAACUUUAUGUUGGUACUAGAAAUCUCUCAACUGAUGGAGAAAUGCUCCCUUGUGUGCCAAAUGCCUUGAUAAGUUCGGUUCAUGAUGUAAAAGGCAGUCAACAACAAGAUGCCGUGCUCUUGUGGCUAGAGGAACAUGGCCGUCGUUUGCAAAAUGGCAUGAUCAAAGUCCGUAAAGAAGGAAAAGUCAGAAGUAUCAGUCUUUUUCCGGAAGAACCUCCAAUUUGUUCUCUUGCUGUAACAAAUGGUGUAAAGGUUCGUGCUUCUUCUGUGUUCGUCCCAGAGUCCAGUAACCUUCAAGAUGAUUCUGAGAAGUUUUUAUUUGCUUAUUCUAUCCGCAUGUCUCUUUCACCCGAAGGAUGCAAAAUGAAUGGAAUGACCUUCAGCUCUUGCCAACUAUAUUGGAGACGUUGGAUCAUCCGCUGCAAUAACAGAAUUGUAGAUGAUGUAAAUGGAGAAGCAGUGAUAGGAAAGUUUCCAUUACUGCGACCAGGUGAAGAAGAAUUUGUCUAUGAAAGUUGCACAGCACAGUCAUCUUCACCAGGCUCAAUUGAAGGAGCUUUUACUUUCGUACCUGGGAGAUUAGCAGAUCCAAAAGGUAGUGCAUUUGAAGCAGAGGUGGCAAGGUUUCCCCUUCUGGUGCCAGACUAUAUCUUCUGAUGGAACUCGCUCGAAGUGUAAUGCUUUCGUCUCUUUCCUUCUGGGCCAGGAACGGAAGUUGUCGUUAAGCUCUCAGCAAGUCGCCAAGGAAUGUCCAGAAUUUGAGAGGGAGAGUCCUGGCUUCUUUUAAGUCAUGCAGUUGUCUAUAGUGAAUAAGCACUUGCUCUUUGUUAUUAAUGUGUGAUCUUUUUUCUUUUCUCAUGGGGGAUUUAGCUUUUUCCUCCUUCAGGUUGUGAUAUUCUUUGAGUGCUUCUUUGGUUUACUGUUGGGUUCCUUUUUGUGCAACAAAAUUAUUUUGACUAUACCGUGUUAUAGAAACUGAUAGAACAUGUAAACCGAAGCUUUACUCUGUGAUACUCGCGCUCUUCCCUGCCC
Messenger RNA from Nicotiana attenuata, 1834 nucleotides. RefSeq names its product F-box protein SKIP16. The transcript has 5 exons. Gene Ontology annotation, molecular function: protein binding. NCBI's taxonomy places the organism in Eukaryota, Viridiplantae, Streptophyta, Magnoliopsida, Solanales, Solanaceae. The record is from RefSeq and is a predicted model, not a curated record. The coding region runs from base 128 to 1459 and encodes 443 amino acids.